This is a messenger RNA of Aspergillus niger, 5301 nucleotides long. RefSeq lists its product as uncharacterized. The transcript has 2 exons. Gene Ontology annotation, biological process: mitotic cell cycle. The coding region runs from base 1 to 5301 and encodes 1766 amino acids. NCBI's taxonomy places the organism in Eukaryota, Fungi, Ascomycota, Eurotiomycetes, Eurotiales, Aspergillaceae. The record is from RefSeq and is a predicted model, not a curated record.
AUGGCUCGCGCAGCAGUCAUCCCACAGUCGCCGCCCAAGCGGACGACGCGCACAAGAACCAAGGGUUCGACGACCACUACAUCUGCUAAACCUGCGCCCAAAACGACAAAAGCCAGGGCACCUAGCUCUGCCACCGAAGCGAGGAAAAGAGGCAGCCGGACCACAGCAGCAGCAAGCAAGCCCGCGGAGGAAGAUGCGGAUGAGUCGACAGACGAUGAGAUUGGCAUGUUCUCCGAAAGGAAGACAACGACGGUAGCAAAACCUAAGGGCCGACCUCCGACUAAAUCCACAACUAGCACGACCGGUCGUGGUAGAAAGCCCACGCCCACUACAAACGCGGAAUCGGGCAGCGACAACGAUGAUGAGCUUGCUCAGUCUGACGCGCCAAAGAAGCGCGCUGGGAGACCGAGGACUAAGCCUGCGACGCCUGCAAAGACCGAAACCGCCCCAAAGACGCGAGGACGACCGAAGGGUUCUACAACAACAAAGUCGACCAAGCCAGUCGAUCCUGUGAAGGAGAACACACGGUUGAAUGCGAAAGGCUUCACGGACAUUGAUUUCUCUUCAUCGCGCGAAGCACCCAAGCGUGUGUAUAUUGCGACGAACUCUGCGACCGCGAGAUCGAACAUGCUGCGUGGACCAGCGAAGAAGAAGAAGGUUACAUUUCAGGAUCCGUCUGAUACUGCAGAAGAAGAAAUGAGCGAGCCAUCCCCCCCGCCGACUGCUGGAAGACGACGAGGAACAAUAGGGCCUGGACUCCAGGCGGGUCUUGCGUCUAAGCCAGUUCGCAAACCUGCAGCGACCUCCGCUAAGGGUCGGAAGCCGGGAACGGCUAAGAAGGAUGGUCCGAAACCUCUUUCGCCAAAGAAGACAACGCAGGUCGCCAAAGCGCUUUCGUCGUAUGUCGACUCGGAUGGAGAGGAUGACGAGCUAAGCGGCGACAAAGAUCAGGUCAAAUUUGUUGUCGACUCACCCCACAAACACGGAUCAGAGAAUACCGGCCUUAGUUCACCAGUAAAGAAAAUCAACAUCACUGGAAAGUUCCGGAAAUCACUUGACGAGAAUGGCGAGCCUCUGCCUGGCCCUAGACGAUCGAUCGACUUUAACGACACACUCCUUAUGUCCAGCCCUGCUCGACGACCACCCCCUUCGCCUUUCAAUUUCUCACUGAGGGAAACACCCAAGCGUGGAGCAUUCGCUCUUCGCGAUGACCCCAAAUCAUUAUCGCAGCCUCAUCUCUCCCCAACACAUAAUUCACCUCUCAAAUUGUCGCCCAGGAAGGCACACUUGGAGACCCCGAAGCGAGGCAGCGUCUUUUUAGACAGUGGCAGGCCUUUGUCGCAACCCAACUUUACCCCGGGGCACAAUUCUCCUCUCAAGGCGUCACCCAGAAAGGGCUUGUUCGGGGCGUCGUUCACGUCACAGGCCCAUGCCGAAUCCACGUCAACCCCAUUGAGACACAGUGUCUCCUUCCUCCAGAGCCCAGCAAAAAGAAUUGCUUCACCAUUCAAAAGCUCGCUGUCUGCAAGCAGAGGCCCCAUAACCGAGGAUGAUGAAGCUGACCCUAGAGAGGAUGUGGAAGAACCUGCUACUCCUGACGUCGACGAAUCGCCGCUUAGAAUGACCGAUUUCGAAGGAGCCAAGGAUUUUGAGAGUGAAGACGAGCAGGUUGAUGAAGAGCUGCCGGAGAGAGUGGAUGAUAACUAUGCGACCAAAGAAAUCGAUACGCAAUCCCCGGCCGUUGCAGAAGAGUCCGACGAAGACACUCUGCACGAAGAGGUUGAUCGGGAGCAGACCAUAGAGUAUGAGGAGGACGACAUGGGCAAUGCGGCUGAGGACGUCACGACACAUGAGGAACAUGUUGAUAGUGACGUUCCCAAUGACCAGCAUGUAGAAGAAUCUGCCGACGAGCUGGUCGAGGCCACUGAGGAGCCUAUGGAAGAGUUCGAGGAAGAGUUCGAAGAAAAGCUCAGAAACGACCCCGAGGAAGAACCUGCUGAUGAGCCCGUCGAGCCUAUGGAGGAGCCUAUGGAGGAAUACGCAGAGGCAACAGCUGAAGAAUUUGCUGUUGAGCCGACGGAGCAUAUCGAUGAGCUUGUUAAGGAACCCAUGGGAGAAUUUGCCGAGGAGUCAGUGGAGCCACCCAUGGAGGAGACCGAGGAGUCUGUCGAAGGAGAAGCGACAGAGCCUACCGAGGAACCCUGUGAAUCUCCCGUCAAAGAGCUCGUUACCGAGCCUGACGUUGAACUUGUCAGAGAAUCCGAGGCUGAGCAGACUCACUCAACGGGUGAAGAUGAGGAGAUUGGUGAGAACAGGGAUCAGAACGAGCCUCAGGAACAUACCACCGAAUACGCUGAAGAUGGCCAAGAGCUUGAUGCUGAGGUUCCUUCCCCCGAAACUAGAGAGGACACCGUGGAAAUGGAAGACAUUUCCGCUUCGCAGCCCGAGAAGGACCUGAGCCCAGCAAAGCACAGUGAGACGCGUGAACCCAUACUUGAAGGCGAGACUUCAGUCGGACAUGACCAGGAAAAUGCCGAGCAGCCCGAUCAAGAGGCAGAAGAGCAGACUGAAUCAGCAAAUCCGGCAACUGAGAAUGCUCCAGGUCCAGCCAACACAGGACUAAGAAGCAGCUUGGUUGAAGGCCUCGAGGAUGUAUUCGUCGAACACGCAGCAGCCCCCGAGCCUGUCAAUGAUGACCGUGAUGGCUCGGAGACGGAGGACGACCCGGAUAUGCUGGAGGCGAGCGACGAGGAGAAUGCUGCAGAAGCUUUUGACGACUUCGACGACGUGGACGACCAGUACACAUUCGAUGACAGCGAACCAACGCUCGUAGGCUUCGAAGCGACCGAGCGAAUCCCACCCAACCUCGUUCCCAUCCAGCCAUACGAGGUCGAAGAAGCGGAAGAUCCUUUCAGUCCUUCGCGCCAGGCUCAGAACGCCUCCAGACGCGUCCUUUCUCCUGUGCGUAUCCUUGAAAGCCAUAUCAGGCAAAGCCCUAUCAGACGCAGCACGAGGAAUGUUCCUACAGCUGCAGCAGCCAUGGGCAAUGGUACGCAAAAUAAUGUCGACCUCUCAGACCCAUUCGUUGAGCACAGUCAUGCAACGCCUCGUCGUAGAUCAACUCGUGGACUAGUCUUCGACAACGCCCCUCGUUUCACACCACUGGCGCAACAGUUUAGACAGUGGAAGUCUAAUAGCCCCGAGAAGGCGCAGGCGAGGCGCCCUCGUAGGGGUAUCUUCUCUUUGGGGGGCCGCAGGAGGUCUAGCAACGUUACUAGUACCUCUGAGGUUUCAUAUCCUGAUGUCUCCAGGCAAGCGGAAGCUUUAUCGUCCGAGCCGCAAAUUCCACAUCAAGAGCGGGAAGAUGUCGAUGCGCCUGAGGUUGCUGAAUCUGAAGAGCAGGAGCCUGAAACAAAUGAUGAGCUGGCCCACGAGGAGACUCCAAUGCCUGUUUCGCCUGUUUCGCCUGCGCCGCAGGAACAGAGCGAGGUCGUCGAUGUGCCUGAGUCCAAUGAGGAUCAGGAGCAGGAAGCGGAACCAAUGGCCGAGGACCCAAAUCAACCUUCAUCAGCCGAGUUGCCGACUCCGCAAGAAGAUUUGAAUGAUUUUGAUAUGACUCAACCUGAGGAGCAAGAUCAGGAUCCGGAACUAGUCGGUGAUGAGCCAAGCCCCGAGAAGGCUUCAUUGCCCAACUCGCCUAUUUUGGAGGAAGACAGCAAUGAUGCCGAUAUGCCUGCUAUUUAUGAGGACGAGCCGUCACAGCCCAUUGGCGACAUGCCCAGCCAAGUGGAGGCUUCGUUGGCUGAACCUGACACUUUGCAGAAAACUGACAAGCAUGCUGACAUCCCCCAAAUCUACGAAGAUGAAGAUCAAGGUUCGCAACUAGCGGGCGAUACUGAGACCCUCGAAGAGCCGUUGGAGCAGCCCGCAGAGGUAGUUGAGAGCAGCCAGGAGGCUGUGACCGAUGCAAGCGAGGAUAAGGAGAACAUGUACGCAGUGCCGUCAGUGCCUGACAAUCUUGCUUCUGAGGCGCAGCCAGGGAAGGAAAGAGAGCUCGAGGAUAUUCCUGUUCUUGCACCUUCUACACCAGUGAAGAACAGAAUUCCUGAGAUGCAGACUGUACACACGGUUUCUAAGGUUCCACUCAAGCCCGAAGGCCAAAUAUCACCGUUGAAGAUGUCGCGUAAGCGUGGUCUUUCGCUCUCUGCCUCUUCCCCAGGGCGGUCCUCCAGACUCCGCAUGUCGAUUGCACCCAUCGCGCAGAAUGCGCCCCAGCUCUCACCUCGCAAAUCGCCCCGACUACAAAGAACGGUUGCGCGCCAGUCACUCGGUCAAUCGCAUACUCCUGAUACAGCUAAGAAACAUGUCGAGGCUCAAAGGCCUGCACCGCCCAAGCGGCCCUCGUACUCUCCCAGCCCUAAGAAGAAAACGAAAACGCCUCGCACAAGCAUCACCGCUCCUAAGCUCGCCCUACAGGGUUCUGUUGUAUAUGUUGAUGUGCACACAACCGAGGGAGAGGACGCCAGUGGCAUUUUCAUUGAGCUUCUGCAGCAAAUGGGAGCCCGAUGCGUGAAGAACUGGUCGUGGAACCCUCGCGCCAGUGUAUCUCCGGAGGAGGGAACAGAGCCCAAGGAGGGCAAAGUGGGAAUCACCCAUGUCGUCUACAAGGAUGGAGGUGUUCGAACUCUGGAGAAGGUCCGACAUGCCAGAGGCCUUGUCAAAUGUGUUGGAGUUGGCUGGGUCCUUGACUGCGAACGCGAGAACAAAUGGCUCGAUGAGGCACACUACGAAGUCGAUCUGUCUAUUAUUCCCCGUGGUGGUGCGAAGCGUCGCAAGAGCAUGGAACCACGCGCUUUGAGCAACGUCAACGGCACUCUCGUCAAGACCGACGCAGCGAGUGCAUCUGCAAACCGCAGACGGUCCAGCCUUGCCCCUCCCAAAGAAUCCACCCCCAGAGAUGCGACACCCUCUUCGCGUGAUGAACCAUCUACCCCCGACGCCACUCCUAAGAUUGGCGCCGGUCACACGGAAGCAGACCAGCGGUACUGCCACACGCCCAAGACCCCUGGCUACACCUUUGACAUGGAUGCCAUUGGCAUGUCACCGGCCACACCAUUCUACCUGUCGCAGCGGACGAAACUCGUGCAACAGACCUGUCCUCCGAAGCAGACCCGGCAAGGGCUCUUUACAACGCCGGCUGCGGCGCGCGAGCCAAACCAGAAGCUGCGGGCCAAACUGGAGGCGGCCAGACGAAAGAGUCUGGCGUAUAAGCCACGAGUGGGAAGCCCCCUUGUUGAGUAG